ACAUGUACAAAUGUACCUGAUGUCAAUAUACAUCGGAAAUACAUUACAUUUUCGAAGAUAUCUGAAAAAUAGCUAUGCCACAAUUGAUCUACCGUACUUCGAGUUAAGAACGUCUUGUAUAAACGGAACUGCUCUCUACAUUAUGUUGGUCACACGCCGAUCAAUAUUGCCAAGUGUAUCGACCCACACAUACAUUACUUGUAAGCAGUGGAUGAACCCAGAUUGUGCGAGUAUUAAGACGUAAUGUAAACCAAGCGUUUAGAGCACAGAUUCGACUUAAGUAAACGCCUGCAGUUCAAACACUUUAAAGCGAAAAACACAUGUGCUAUUUGUCAGGCUAAUAAAUGUUGAGGGUACUUGAAGGUUUAUUUUAAACGUGGAGUUAUUCAAAACAACGUUACGAUAAAAGACACUUUCACAUCGGAGCAAUGGAAGCCGUUAAAAUGGCGCUGUCGAUUUUCGACCGCAAUCAGAAGAUACGGUUACUGCCCUUUGUUGUGACUGCGACAUUUUUCCUAAUCCAGCCAUACGAACCGGGGACAUUCCUGGGAACGACAUUCAAAGUGUUACCCGUUCUGUCGCUUAUCGGCUACGUGAUCGUCACUAGGUCCCAGUUCCCACGGAAAACCAAAUCCAUCAACAUCCAUUCUCUAACACCGGAGGAUCCCUACAGUUUCUGCAUUCUUGUUGGACUCUGUAUGUCUCUCGUUGGAGACAUUCUGGUCACAAUACCGUACAUGAUGUUCCUUGGUGGAUUCUUGUACAUGGUGAUAUACCUCUGCUAUUUCAUCGCCAUCGAGGUGGACGGCAGACACAAAGGCUGUCGUAGCAGCGUCACCUGGCUUUUUGGGCUUCUUUAUAUCAACACCUUCCUCUGUCUUCAGGGAACCGCGGACGAGUUCGGAAUGAAGCUCUUCUUUUUAAUCUACCUGGCCCCUCUCUUCCUGGCGGGCUGGAAGGCGGCGUCGGCGAUGGAAGAGAACCCUCGGGACAUGUCGGUCUUCAUGGGUUGUCUCGGGGCUUCAUUGUUUAUCCUCUCGGACUGUCUAGUGAUCUCCCACCACAUGGAGUACCCCAUUCCGUUCGCCGAGUUCUUCUAUAUGCUGUUUUACUAUGGCGCUCAGUGUGGAUGGGCGCUUAGCACGUCGCAUUUUAGUAAAGGGGCAUAGACGACAAUGCUGACUUUGCCGAAUACUCGUUUAGAGGCUUAAUCUGCGAAAAGGGAAGGCGACAUUGAUAACACUUUCAGGGGUUUUAUUUAGAAAAAGGGGAAGACGCUGGACGCUGGGUAAAAUGGGAAAAUUGAGCGCGAAGGAGACAUAUUUGGGAAAAAAAAUAAAAACUGUUCAUUUCAAUGUCUAUAACUCACCUACAGACUUCAGGUUUUUUUUUAGAAAAAGAGGCAUGUGUCUGACCUUUUUGUUCUUAAACACAUGAACAAGUAUGAUAUUAAAGUCAAAGUCCUAAAUAAAGUUGCAGGUGUAGAUCUAAUAAUGUCAACUGGGGCCGGGGAAUGAUGUCAAUAUUAUGAUUUCAAUUUCAAGAUGAAUGGAUUGACGAUCUAGAUCUGCUACAGUAUUGGAAGGGAAAGGUGCGGCAGCUGCCGAUUGUCUACUUUCACUUUUACAAUAAUCCGACAGUAUUAAUCGAUGUUGAUUACAUGUACCUCCGAAUCCUGCUGGGUUUCAACGGUUUUUGAUGAUUCAUUCUUAAAAAAUGCGUCGACGCAAUUAAUAUUUCCGAGUCCAAACGUUUUAUUUUGUUCGUGUAUGAACGCCAAUUUUGAGACUUUUUCUGUUUUAACGUUUAUAUCUUGGCUUUCAUAUAACCCGGAUGAAAAUUCGACUGGUUUCCGGUAAUUAAUUGACGAAACACCCUCCUCGCGCAAGACCGGAAUCCAGUAAAAUAGUCACAUGAUAAAUACGAUUAGUUGCCCGGUUUCCAUGACGUAAUUUAGAGCUAUAUAUAGAAUCAUUGGGAUUCCCAGAUUUGAGUGUUCGUCGGGAGAGAGAGAGAGAGAGAGAGAGCGAGAUCGUAGUACAUGGUACAAAUUGGAUAAGUGUCGACUUCCCAAAAGAAAAAAAACAACAUUUCUUUGAGGGUAAAAUAUUAUAUUUUGGUGAAAAAUUAUAUUUUUGGAGGGGAAAUGGUAUUUUUAGGGGAAAAAUUCUGGUAGGGGAAGACGCCGAAUAUCGGCGUCACUUUCUUAGUAAAAAACCCCCUGACUUUGGAGUUUUAAUAUUUUAAUAAAUGUAUUAAGCUACCGAAUACGUGUUAAAUAAUUAAUCUUGAAAUGACUGAUUACAUUUUUGAAGGCUAAAUAAGCUUAAAUUUAAAGAUGACACCGAAAUGGAAUUCAGUGUUUGAUGAUUUAUCUGUUAAUGAGUAGACAUGCUGCUGAGUGUUUGCGGAUAGAUAUAUAAAAAAGAAAGAAGUAAGAAAGAUAAAGGCAGUGUUUGAUGAUUAAUCUGCGACAAGAUAGUAAGCAUCAAGUUCAUGUUAUGAAACUAAUUCGCUGAAAAGUAACACAUUUUGAGGAUUAUCCCUCUGAAAGAAAGCAGACGUCUACAAAUAAAGUUUCGGAGGAUUAAUCUGUUGAAAAUAAAGUCGACGAUUUAUUGAUUAUUGUGUUGGAUAAUUUAUUUGCUAUACAAAUGGAAAAAUUCUUUGAGCAAUACGAAUUCAAAACUUAUUUUUAUUGUUGGAUGUAUUGCAACACACUUGCGAACAAAAUUUUAGUGAUAUCCUUAUCGAAACACAAACAUACAUUUAUAUAUGUUAUGGUAUGAUUACGAAACAAAGUGCAAUCGUAUUCAAACCAAAAAAAAUUCUAAAAAUUAACAACCGUUUGCUUUUGCUUAUUAUGUGUUAGAGCUUAGAAAUGAAACAUGGGCAUUGUAUUGAUGUUGAUGUUGUACUGUACGAAAGAAGUUUUUAGAUGUUACAUAUAUUUUGGAACAGUUUAUGCUUGUAGUUAUUUUAUGUUGGUUUUAGCCUCAUACUAAAAUCGUUUCUAUGAUAUUAUUAAGUUGCCCAUCGUUUUGUUUUUAAAAACAUUUUUAUAAUAAAGCAUGCUUAAGUUUUUUAUUGUUUUAUAUUAAUUGAAUAAAUAAAAAUGUUAUUUACUAUCA
Dreissena polymorpha is the source of this 3131-nucleotide messenger RNA. Its product is annotated as lysoplasmalogenase-like. The transcript is spliced from 2 exons. Bases 429 to 1169 code for a protein of 246 amino acids. The record is from RefSeq and is a predicted model, not a curated record. NCBI's taxonomy places the organism in Eukaryota, Metazoa, Mollusca, Bivalvia, Myida, Dreissenidae. Gene Ontology annotation, cellular component: membrane.